GUGGCACGUUCCGUGGCAGGUCCCGGAUGUUCCAGUACACACCUCUACAAGAUGGCGCCGUCAGGGUUUGGGUGAUCCCUAGAAUUAUUUAUUUCCAGACGGAAUCGGAGCUUUUUCGUGCCGCCCGCUGCAACAAACGUUACCUAUGCAAGGAAGGAUGAGAAGUGCGGACUGCCUCCUCAAGCCGGUGGGUUAACAGGUGUCCGAAGAAGUGAGAACAGAAUAAAGCAAAGAUGUCGGGAAGUUUAGCAGGAGGCGACCAUGCCCACUUCUGCCCCAGACUUCUGGACUACAUCGUCAUAGUGGGAGCCAGGAAUCCCAACGGCAACAGUGCCGCACAGACACCAGAGCUGCUACGCAGGUACCCAGUGGAGGACCAUGAAGACUUUCCCCUCCCCCCGGACGUUGUGUUCUUCUGCCAGCCCGAGGGUUGCAUUAGCGCCGGCGUGAAGCGCGUUUCCCUUCGGGAGGACAACUCUUUCGUCUUCUCCCUCACUGAGAAGGACUCUAACCGCGUCAGGUUCGGAAUGUGCGUGAACUUCUACCGCCCGUUCGAGAAAAGAAACUCGACCGAUCACGGCGGGCGGGGCUCAGCCGGCGAGCAACCACAGACGCUACAGAAACCCAGAACUGAGUCCAUAGACGGGGACGACGAGGGGUUGGAGCCCCAGACGCACAGGCGGAGACGGAAGCAGGGCCGCGUGAGGAACAACACGCUCACGUCCCUGUGCAUCGUCAGCCACCACCCCUUCUUCUCCACCUUCCGGGAAUGCCUGUUUAUCCUGAAGAGACUGAUCGACGCCUGCAAUCAGAGGACUGGGGGGAAGAAAGUGGGAGCAGCCAAGGGGACGUUUAGAAAUUCUGUCUGGGGCGUCCUAACGGGUAACAGAACGGACGACAAAGCCAGCCUGGUGACGCACGACGUUCGAGAGCUGGAGACCUGGAUAUGCCGACUUCUCAGCGCGCCGGUGUGCAUCCCGGGGAAGACACGCGUGGAGGUCUCCAUCCUCCCGACGGAGAUGCAGGCGCCCAUGACCUUUGCCCUGCCCGACGCGCACCGGUUCUGCCUGGCGGACUUCCCCAUGCACCUCCCCCUGGAGCUGCUAGGGGUGGAGACCUGCCUGAAAGUGCUGACCUGCAUACUGCUGGAACAUAAGAUUGUACUCCAGUCCAGAGACUACAACGCCCUGUCCAUGAGUGUGAUGGCGUUUGUGGCGAUGAUCUACCCGAUGGAGUACAUGUUCCCAGUCAUCCCCCUGCUCCCCACCUGCAUGAGUUGUGCAGAACAGGUACAAAAUCUGCUGCUAGUCCCAUCCCCGUACAUCAUUGGAGUCCCUGCCAGCUUCUUCCUCUACAAGGCAGACUUCAAACUGCCUGAUGACGUCUGGCUCAUCGACUUGGAUUCUAACAAGAUCACCGUCCCGCGCUGUGCUGAUGAACUACCUCCCCUCCCAGAGCCGGAGGGUACCCAGCUCAAAAAUCACCUCAAACAGGCCCUGUCCAGUAUGAGCAUGGCCCCUCAGCCCAUCCUCAACCUGGACAAGGUGCAGGAGGAAAACCUGGCCGUACCGGUGAGGAACGCUUCCCCGUCAACCCCUGAGAUGGGCUUUAACCCGCUCAUCUAUGGGAAUGAUGUGGAUUCUGUCGACAUAGCAACCAGAGUUGCGAUGGUGAAGUUCUUCACCUCUAAGAACGUGCUGGGUGACCACUGGGUGCACACCCGCACCCUGAGACUGUACCCGCGCCCGGUCGUGGCCUUCCAGCUCGCCACAUUCCUCAAGUCCAGGGGCAAGCAGACGGACUUCAUCAAGAGACUGGCUUCCACUCAGGCGGUGGAGUAUUUUGGAGAAUGGUGCCUGGCGCCGACAAACACAACCUUUCAGAGAAUACAAAACACUGUGCAUGACCCCGUGCUGAUAGGAGACAAGCCGAAGUGGUACGCACACCAGCUGGCCGCUGUACAGUUCAACGUGUACGACGACAACUCCACCCUGGCCUCCGCGCUCGAGCUCGCCCUGACCGACCAGGUGGACGACCAAUCGGAGCCUCCCACGGACGAGUCGGGCAGCGACACGGGGUCGGAGGUCAGCGAGGACGACGCGGGCGGAUCCACGACAAGUUCGUCCUAUUCGUCACUAAGUGACUUUGUGACGGACAUGAUUAACAGUGGCAUUAGUGGUACUACUCCAAGUGUCCCUGAGAUUGAGGUAGACAGAGAGGCCCUGGCUCACUGCUCGCCACCCAGCACAUUACAGGUUCCACCAAUGCUGCAGGAGAGCCCCUCCCCCGUUACCAUGUCUCCCCACUCCACAGCCACCACGCCCUCCCCGGACUCCGAGAAACAAGCCAUCAACCCCAUGUUCCACGAAGAGGGUGACAGAGGAAAUGACACCGACGCAGACAUCGACUCUCUGAACUACGACUCCGACUCUAGCCACCCGUCCAAGACCGACGCCUUGGAGUACAUCGCCAAGCAGGCCAAGGGCCGGCCUGAGCUGGAGACCGACAACAACAACAUCCCCAAGUCGCGCCCCUACGGCCCGUCCAUGUCCAUGUACGAGCUGCCUGUGCACGGGGACGGGACGGGCAGGGGCGCGGGGCUGCCCAGUCUGGUGGAGAAAGGCGAUCCCCAGUCAACGUGGUCGCUGGCGUCCAUCGCCAGCAAGAUCUCCAACCUGAAGAUUGACCAGUCGGACGCCGAGUCGGUUUCCUCGGCAACAAGCAGCGACCGCAACGGUUACACACGUAUGAAAAGCAGCAUGAGUAGCUUUUUCUCAUUCGCAACAGAUAGCCUACAGAGGAGCAGCAGUGGAGUGUCCACCCUCAGCACCAGGUCAAGGGGAAGUGAUGGUGGCAAGUCCUUUGGCCCUUUCCCACGAGCCCCCAGCAGCAGAAAAGCGUUGGCAGACAAGUCCCUGAUCAGGCACAGCAGCAGUCAGUCCUCCCUCAGGAGACCCCCUCCCCCCUCCAAGGGCAGCCCCCAGUCCCCUCCAGACUCCUCCAGGAUCAACAGCAGUGAGAACCAACAGUUCCUGAAGGAUGUUGUGAGCAGUGUUCUGGAAGGCCAGGGUGUUGGCUGGUUGCAGCUGAAGAAGCUGAAGAGACUGAUGGAGCAGGAGUCUCUCCGCAUGUUCGUCAUCAACCGGCUUCUGGAGAACGCAGUCAGGGACGAGGAGAACAGCAAGGAGGGCAGAUACAGCGAUCACAUCGAGGACGUGAAAGUGAGCCGUGCGGUGUACAAGGGCAUGUUAGCCGUGCUGAAGGCUUGUGUGGUGGGCCUGGAGAGUUCCCACGAUAACCACGUACCCGGAGGAGUCGCCAGUGCCUUUGGGGUGUUGGAGAUUGCACAUACACACUACUACACCAAGGAGGUUCCCCAGUUGCCCAAAAGGAAGGAAGACUUUGAUAAAGACGAGGACAAGGGCAGCCGGAGGAGGAAGAACUACGACACCAGGAGCCUGGAUGAAGAGAACAUGGUGGCAGCUCUAGGAAAAAGAAUGUUUCUGAAAAAGGCUUGGCAGCUUUGGACAGGCAAUUACUGUUUAGAAUCCCCCACCUUCAUUCCAUUACCGAGCAUUUCCCUGCCAACUCUUGACCAUUGGCUCCCUGAAUCAGUCUUGAGGGGCAGCAUGUGGAUACCUAAGACGGCUGCCUCGGCCGUCAGUAGUAUUAUGAAAGGUGUGCCUAAGGGGAGAACCGAGUCAGACCGGGAAACGACCAUAUAUUGGGGAGCCUCCUCCCGUGCUCAGCGAAACCCUAUCUGGACCGCCACCUACCGGUACAAACCAGGGAGUGACGGUUUUGAAGUUGUUGAGAAACCUGAUGGGUCGACAUCUGGUGAGGACAAGGAGUCUGACAGGGAGAGCAUCAUCGAAGGGGCAGAGGGUAUUGACGAAGACAUCAAGUCAGCAGAGGAUCUGCUGUACAUCAAGCAGAGAAGAAAGAUGAACAAAAACAACAGUGUUGACUCUGAUACCGUGUCAGAGUCCAGCACUCUUGUUAGCAACAGCUCAGAGACUCUUGCUAAUGACAGUGACUACAGCACAGCCAGCAAUGAGAACCUGUGGCCACAGAGAAUCAACCACCACUCCAUACGGGCAGCCGUGUCAGACAGCGAGAUAGAGAGAACAGGAGGGCAAAUGUCUCCCAGCCGAAGAGCGCCGACCACCACCUGGCACAGUAAGAGCACCCUGAGUAAAGGGUUCCGCUACAGGAACGGUCACCUCAUCAGCACGGCAGGGUCCACACAGGACGGCAUUGAGAGGCACUAUAUCUUUGAGGGUCUUAUAGGCCUGGAACGUACCAGCAUCUGGGACCAGAUUCCGUUCUGGGACGAGGACAGUGAAAUUUCCACCCCCACGAUCCUCACCCCUGAUGUGCCUUUUGUCAAGUCGGUUGGCAUGACAGGCAUUACCGCUGUGUCUGACAUACAGCAAACAGUCACUCAGACUGUGUGGGGCAACGGAAAGGAGCGGUCUGCGCUGUGGGAGAACAUGCAGUUCUGGGAGGAUGGGUUUCUGGACCUGGUGGCUCAGGAGAGGGAGCUGGUCGGCAUGGACCAGGCUCCCGCAGACAUGAUUGACAGGUACAAGGCCAUGAGUGCUGAGGACAGAAAACGUCUGGAAGAAGAUGAGGACAAACUACUGUCAACUCAGUUGUUCAACUUGGUGGCCUACAUGGUCUCCAUGCAGGUGAGUAAGAACGAGUGUCGGCGGAAGAUUCGGAGGCUGCUGGGGAAGUCCCACAUCGGGCUGCUGUACAGCCAGGAUGUCAUGGACGUGCUCGAUCAGAUCAACAACUUGCAUGGAAAUGACAUCGACCUGAAGCCCUACAGCAGCAGGUACAUGAGGAAACAGACGUUUGUGGUCCAUGCAGGCACGGACACACGGGGAGACCUGCUCUUCAUGGAGGUGUGUGAUGAUGCCAUCGUGCUGAGGACCGGGAACGGCCAGAUCCAGGAGAGGUGGUGGUACGAGAAGCUCAUCAACAUGACCUACUGCCCCAAAACCAAGGUGCUGUGCCUCUGGAGGAAGAAGGACAACCAGACACAGCUCAACAAGUUUUACACCAAGAAGUGCAAGGAGCUUUACUUCUGCGUGAAGGAUAGCAUGGAGAAGGCUGCCGCUAAGCAGAAUGGGAAGAAACCAGGGUACAGCCUCCUAGCCAGGCUGAUAGGGGAGCUGCCUAUGGAAGAUGUGCACACACGGAGGAAGGCUGGACCAGAGCUGGGAGGAGAGUUCCCCAUCCAGGACAUGCAGACGGGGGAGGGGGGUCUGCUGCAGGUCACCCUCGAGGGCAUCAACCUCAAGUUCAUCCACACCCAGGAGCUGGAGGCCUUCAUUGAACUGAAGGACAUCCGCAAGUGCAACACGGAGAAGGGCGUUUUCGUUCUUGAACAGUUUGAUUCCCAGACCAGACAAGUUACUGUUAGAAAAUACAAAUCAUCAAUGGCAAAUGAAAUCUGCUAUGCAGUCCUCUGCGUGUUCUCCUAUGUAGCAGCAGCAAAGAGCCAGGAGAAGAGGGAACUGGAAGCCAAGUCUCCUGUGAAGUAGACUCACCUCUUCAUGUAGACUACAAAUAAUGUAGGGGUUUUGUAGGCCAACAGCACCAUGAUAAAACAGUUUGAUUGAACAAUGUAUGGAUUGUGUUGGUGAGAUGCUUGGGUGAAACUUUGCACACACCAUGAUCAUAAUUGAGACCAACAACAUAGUGGUACAAGAAAAUCAUUAUAUAGGUUUACUAUCACAUACAAUUUGAAGGUAAAAAAAAAGUUCUAUCCAACGGCAACGCUAUCUGGCAAUAUUUCAACAACUCAGUCAGCUGCCCUCACUAGGUUGACCUUUGACCUCGGCUGCACAUGCAAACUCUGAACUGUGAAAUGACUCAUAGCUUACACUCUACUGUUGAUACCAGCGUUCUUUUUGCAAAAAUUUAACCCAGUGCCUCAUCAGCACCAUCUAUUACAGUAUAAAGCACAACAGUUGAGCACUUAGCCCCUGGGUGUGACUUUUACCUUUACCUAGUCCCAUCCUCAUGUUUAUGUAUGACUAUGUAUGUAAAUAUCCCCCAACUAUACAGUCACUGUAUCAUACUCUCUAUAGGCAGCUUAACUAUGCUACUUACAAUAGUGUGAACUUACAGUUGUACUAGUCUGAUGCAUUUUGCCUUUUCCUAGAGACUACAGUAUUUGAAGGUGUUGCACGCAUCCAAGCUCUAUAGAUAGCAAUAAUUAAUGUACCAAUGGGACAGACGUCCUUAUGUACAUAGUGCCUCUCCUAUGCCUUAGACAUUUUUGAAUAGUCAAAUGAGAUGUUUUUAUUGGCCGAGCAGGUUAGCCAAUCAGAUGGCACAAAUUGCCAACUAGCAGUUUUGAUUGGUUAAUAGAUCAUGUACAUGUUAGAUGUGGGGCUUGCUGUUUAGCAAAGUUUUAGGUGAUAACUGAUUGAUGUAUAACUGUAAUUCUGCAACCAACAUGUAUAAAGUAUAUAUCAUUCCAAAAGCUUUCGUGCAAUUGCAAAAUUGUUAUGAAAUGGUGAAAAUACAUUCAUUAAAUCUAUUGUGUAGAUCAAUCUAUCCAUAGGUAGUGUAAACGUACUUGAUGAACGUUUACACCAAGUCAGAUCAGAAACAGUGCAAUUGAGAUGACAAAUAAGUGAAUAUAGCUUGAAUAAUGAUGGAACAAAUAAUCCCCUGAAAUGUGAACUUAGUACUAUAGUAGAAUGUUAUGAGAAUGGGGAACAAAUAUAAAAGGUGUGCAAUGGUUUUAUCGUAAGAAUGGAGAAAAAGUGUAAUUAGCAGAUUGUAUAAAGUCUGUGCACCAUGAAAAUGCACAUUUUGUGUACAUAGCUAGCUUAUAAUAUUACUAUGAUAGUAAAACAUUCAUACUACAACUAGUGGACUGUAUAGUACAUGCAUAGGGUUGUAGAGUUUUGUAUUGUUUGCUAUAUAGUUAAAUAGUUGUCAUUAACAAUAUUAUAGUGGAGAUAGCAUCAUUGGUGUAUCAAGGUUUUAACAUGCUAUUAGUUUUUUUGUUGUUGCUUGGAACAGAAGUUGCUCUUCUAGAAGGGUUUUUAUACAUAUUAAGUUUAUCUUGAUUUGCAUUGUGAAUAAAGACCACUUCUCAUCUGCCACAGAUUAAAA
Molecule: messenger RNA, 7140 nt
Organism: Branchiostoma floridae (Florida lancelet)
Lineage: Eukaryota; Metazoa; Chordata; Leptocardii; Amphioxiformes; Branchiostomatidae
Product: MAP kinase-activating death domain protein-like
Exons: 41
Coding region: 234-5552 (1772 amino acids)
Biological process (GO): regulation of apoptotic process; regulation of Rab protein signal transduction
Cellular component (GO): cytosol
Molecular function (GO): guanyl-nucleotide exchange factor activity
Source: RefSeq, a predicted model, not a curated record